GCUCUGGGAAUAUUUUUGGCUCCCAGCGGCUUCCAUCGCUCGGGCCCUGCUGACCCGCGAAGGAAACAGUGGCGGUCGAGUGGAUAGUCGGCACUUGACCUCUGACCCAGUUCCGCCACUACCUGACCUAUGACCUGGUACAGUCGGGCACAGGACAUAUCAUGAAGCUAAAGGAACUUGAGAGGCCUGCUGUCCAGGUGUGGAGUCCAGCCAGCCAGCACCCCAUCUAUCUGGCAACAGGAACAUCUGCCCAGCAGCUGGAUGCAUCCUUCAGCACAAAUGCUACCUUGGAAGUCUUUGAGGUUGAUUUCAGAGACCCUUCCCUGGACCUGAAGCACAAAGGAGUCCUUUCUGCUUCUAAUAGGUUUCACAAGUUGAUCUGGGGGAGCUUUAGCAGCGCAUCUCCUGAAGGUUUAGGAGUCAUUGCAGGAGGAGGGGACAAUGGCUUGCUCACUCUGUACAGUGUCUCCCAAAUCCUAACUUCUGGGAAGGAUGCUCUCAUUGCUCAGAAGGAGAAGCACACAGGUGCUAUCAGAGCCCUUGACUUUAAUCCUUUCCAGAGCAACCUCCUGGCCUCGGGAGCAAAUGAUUCAGAAAUCUACAUUUGGGAUUUAAAUAAUUUCAGUGUGCCAAUGACUCCAGGAUCUAAGUCUCAGCCUCCGGAGGAUGUUAGUGCACUGUCCUGGAAUCAGCAGGUCCAACACAUCCUGUCCUCUGCUCACCCCAGCGGCAAGGCUGUGGUGUGGGACCUCAGGAAGAAUGAGCCCGUCAUCAAGGUCAGCGACCACAGCAACAGGAUGCACUGCUCAGGCCUGGCUUGGCAUCCAGAAGUGGCUACCCAGCUGGUGCUGUGCUCUGAGGAUGAUCGCCUCCCAGUGAUCCAAAUGUGGGACCUACGGUUUGCCUCAUCCCCACUCAAAGUGCUGGACAGCCACAGCAGGGGAGUGCUAUCAGUGUCGUGGAGCCAGGCUGACCCAGAGCUGCUGCUCAGUAGUGCCAAAGACAACCAGAUUCUGUGCUGGAACCUAGGAAGUGGAGAGGUGGUAUAUAAGCUGCCCACACAGAAUCGAUGGUGCUUUGACGUCCAGUGGUGCCCCCGGAAUCCCCCAGUAUUCUCAGCCGCCUCCUUCAAUGGCUGGAUCAGUUUGUACUCAGUAAUGGGAGGAAAUUGGGAAGCCCAGCAGAAGACCCAGGCUGAUAAGAUCUCAUCUUCUUUCAGUAGCCUCGAUCCUUUUGGCAUUGGCUAUCCUCUUCCUCCACUGGAGGUACCAGAGCAGGUGGCCCACACCAACUUAAUCCCACCACUGAAGAAGCCCCCCAAAUGGAUUUGCAGGCCAACAGGUGCCUCAUUUGCAUUUGGGGGGAAGCUGGUUACCUUUGGUCUGCCCAGCCCCCCAAACCAGCAGGUGCCACAGCCCCACCUCAUCUUCAUCAGUCAAGUUACCACAGAGUCUGAGCUGUUGGCACGCUCCAAGGACCUGCAGGAAGCCUUAGGGUCAGGUAGUCUCCUGAAUUACUGUCAAAGCCAGAUCCAUCGAGCUUCAUCGCCCUCUGAGAAGAACAUAUGGCAGUUCCUAAAGGUGGCCUUGGAACAGGAAUCCAGGACCAGAUUCCUCAAGCUGUUAGGAUAUAGUAAGGAGGAGCUUUAUGAGAAGAUGGCCACAUGUUUGGGGAGUGGUUCGGAAGUAGGUGAGAGUCCUCACCCCAAAGGAGGUGACCUCCGCUGGAACAGACAAGCCUUCUGCAGGCAGGACUCCAGACGCUCUUCGGAGGAAUCUGCUACACCCUCUGCCUUCUUUGAUGAGCUUGUCCCUCAGAACAUGACCCCGUUGGAGAUCCCUGUCACAGAAGACACUGAUGGCCUGCUAAGCCAGGCCCUGCUGCUGGGAGAACUAGGCCAUGCUGUGGAACUGUGCCUGAAGGAAGAGAGGUUUGCAGAUGCCAUCAUCCUAGCUGGAGUUGGUGGGGAGCAGUUGUUGCGGAAGACUCAGCAGCGCUACUUUGCCCAGAAGAAAUCCAGGAUUGCCUCACUUCUGGCCUGCAUUGUGGAGCAGAAGUGGAGGAAUGUGGCAUGUUCAUGUAGUCUGAAGAGCUGGAAAGAGGCUCUGGCCCUGCUGCUGACACACUGUGGCCACCAAGACUUCCCUGAGCUCUGUGAUAUGCUGGGGACCCGCUUAGAGCAGGAGGGUGGAGGAACACUGUCUGCAGAAGCCUGCCUUUGCUACAUCUGCUCAGGAAAUGUAGAGCGGCUGGUGGAGUGCUGGCCGAAAAUCCACCAGACUUCUUCGCCCAUGGCUCUGCAGGAUUUGAUGGAGAAGGUGAUGGUUCUUAGUAGGAGUCCAGAGCUGCUCCAGCGCCCUGAGGGGGCAGUCCCUGGCCCUGCUAUGGCCUACAGAGUUACUCAGUAUGUCAGCCUGCUGGCAGGGCAGGGCAGCCUCGCCACUGCUAUGAGCUAUCUUCCCCAGCACUGUGCUCACCCCCCCAUCCAGCAGCUGAGAGAUCGCCUCUUCCAUGCCCAAGGGUCCAGGCUCCCAAACCAGCAGCCUCCUCCUUUCCCUUUUCCCCGGGUCCCGGUGGGGUCCUCUCCCCAGCCCAGAGGCCUCGGAGGCCAGCCCCAUGCUGCAGGAUUCCAGCCUCUUCACCAGGUCUCCACUCCAGCCCCAGGACCAGGGGUCUUCAUGCCUCAUCCCUCAGCGACGAUGGCCCUCUCCCACCCAAGCACCUAUCAAGGUCCCAGAACCCAGACCACAAGGGACUCCAGGGCAGCAGGUGCUCAGCUGGUUCCGCCUCCCCUGCCAGGUCCUAGAGCAGCUCCAGCUCUGCCUCAACCACAGCUGCUGGGAGCUCAGCAGACCCAAGCCUCUGGUCCUGUGGGCUUCCCAGGCACCCAGCCUUUCCCUGGGCCACCUCCCCCGAUGACUCCACAGACAGUAUCAUUUCCUGGCUCCACUUUUCCAGCAGGGGCCCCUGGCUUGUCUCCUUCACUUCCAGCCUGGGCCUCUGGGCCUGGCCUACCACCCCACAUUGGCUCCCGACCUCUAGCUCCUCCUGUCAGUUUCCCAAUGACAUGCUGUCCUCCUGGAGGGCCUGGUGCUCCAGUUUCUAGAACUUUGCCAGCCACUGGCAUCCUGGAUCCCCACUCAGGGCCCCGAGAACCCUGCAGAAAUACCUCAGCUUCCAAGGGAGGCCUCCAAAGAACAAAGCUGCCUGAGAUGUUUACUCCACCAGCUCCCAUCACUGCUCCUAUUGGGAACCUGCCCUCUAAUCCUCGAGAAGCCCGAUCGCCUGGCCCUCCCAUCUCUGGCAUGGGUCAGGCUCCCCCAGGAGCUCCAGGAGAGCUUACUCUGCACCAGCUGCAGCAGCUGCCACCUGAGCAAGUGAAGAAGAAGAAGAUGCCCCUGGAGCACCAGCCUCUGAAGGCCAGUUUUGAGGCCCUUCUACAGCGCUGUGCCCUGUCAGCCUCUGACCCUAAAACAAAACGGAAGCUAGAAGAAGUGGCCCUAAGACUGGAAUAUCUAUAUGAGAAGGUGCAGGAGGGAAUGCUCUCUCCCAAUGUCCUGGCUGGGCUCCAUGAGGUCUCCCGAUGUGUGGAUGCUGGCAGCUAUGAGCAGGCCCUGGCAGUGCACACCCAGGUGGUAGGCAGCAGCAGCUUCAGUGAGGUGUCUGGCUUCAUGCCUGCCCUGAAGACCAUCCUCACUAUUGCCUACAAGCUUCAAGGAGGACACUGAGAUGGGCCAUCUCGUCCUUCUGACCCUCUGUCUGGGUCUCUCACCCACAGCCUGAGGGUGGGAGACUGACAAGGCGCUGAGAUAGAUGGGGAUGGGCCUGGGAAGGAGGACAGGAAAAAUGUCUCCAUUGACCCCCAGUGCUAGAUUUGCUGCUGCUGUCGACUCACUUUGGCUGUCACUGAGCUCUGCGGGGGGGCCCCCCCCCCACCCCCCCCACCAGCCUGUGUGGGAGCUGACUUGGCUUAGCUGUGUGUUGCAAGGGUGGAUCCUCAUCCCAUCCUUUACCUUCCCCAUUCCGUUUGUCCCCUUUAUGCCAUCCCAGGUUCCUUUAGACUCCACUGUCUCCUGCCUUCUUCCCCUCAGCAGUCUUCAAAGAGGGUGAGAGAAAGGAUUCUGCACCCCCCUCCCUAUUUCUGCCACCAUUCUGGGCACCCACAAUGAGCAUUCUUUUUUGUGACCCUGUUCUUACCCUUAUCCCUCCUCAGGCCUGUGUCCAGUUCCUUUGGAGUUGGACAAGAUCUGGCUAGUGCUCAGUCCAGAUCCCUAGUCAGUUGGGGUGAGGGGUGGGGGUUGGGGAAGGCACCAGGCUAUGGAGAAGAAUGGAGAGUAGGACCUCCUCUACUAAGUCUGCUCAACAGUUGGUUUGGCCAAGUUACCUUUUCCCUUUUCCUCCUGUUGGGUGGGUGGGUGCAUGUGUGUGUGCCCAGGAAUCCAAGAGCUCAGUUCAUACUGCCUCCUUUCCCCACUCUGGGUGGAUGGCUUGUGAUGUAGUCACAAGUGAUCAUCAGAUUGUGUAUCCUAUGGUCCCAAGUGAUUAGACGUUCCAUGCUGUGGUCACAGGUGCUGUAGGAUAGGGGAGUGAGUGAGGGAAAAGAAGCAUUCCCCUUGCUCUGUUCUCCAGGGGUUGGCCCCCAGGAGGGUGGGGCAGACAUGGGCAGCUCUUAAGCCCCUCUGUCUCCUCUUCCUCUAAGCUCCUCACCAUGUGCCUCAGGCUCCCUUCUUUGGCUGCCUCUCACACCUUUGGAUUCUGCUGUUUGAUGCACUGAAAUACUUGAGGAUAAAAUAAAGCUCUUUGAUUGUA
Molecule: messenger RNA, 4809 nt
Organism: Trichosurus vulpecula (common brushtail)
Lineage: Eukaryota; Metazoa; Chordata; Mammalia; Diprotodontia; Phalangeridae
Gene: SEC31B
Product: SEC31 homolog B, COPII coat complex component
Exons: 26
Coding region: 162-3728 (1188 amino acids)
Biological process (GO): intracellular protein transport; COPII-coated vesicle cargo loading; endoplasmic reticulum organization
Cellular component (GO): endoplasmic reticulum exit site; COPII vesicle coat
Molecular function (GO): protein binding; structural molecule activity
Source: RefSeq, a predicted model, not a curated record